Messenger RNA from Onychostoma macrolepis, 4512 nucleotides. RefSeq names its product phosphatidylinositol transfer protein, beta (gene pitpnb). Gene Ontology annotation, cellular component: cytoplasm. Gene Ontology annotation, molecular function: phosphatidylcholine intramembrane carrier activity; phosphatidylinositol binding; phosphatidylcholine binding. The record is from RefSeq and is a predicted model, not a curated record. Lineage: Eukaryota; Metazoa; Chordata; Actinopteri; Cypriniformes; Cyprinidae. The transcript has 12 exons. Bases 208 to 1026 code for a protein of 272 amino acids. Gene Ontology annotation, biological process: phospholipid transport.
GCUGUCCUGAAGAAGCUUAAAUAUAAGAGAAUGGCCCUCUUCACUCCUAUUUGUGUUUUUUCCUAGUUUUUUACUUUAGUGGCAAAUCAGAAGUUGUGCCACUUGAUCCCAUACUCAUGGUAUAGCGCAUCGCCGGCUGUGUGGGGCGGAAUCACGUGGCUUGUGACGUCGGCAGGCCUGCGCGCAGCCGUAACCGGUGUAAAGAAGAUGGUGCUCAUCAAGGAAUAUCGUGUGGUCUUGCCAUGCUCGGUGGAAGAGUAUCAAGUCGGACAGCUUUUCUCGGUGGCUGAGGCCAGUAAAAACGAGACUGGUGGAGGAGAGGGCAUUGAAGUGCUCAAGAAUGAACCCUAUGAGAAGGAAGGCGAGAAGGGACAAUACACACACAAAAUCUACCACUUAAAGAGUAAAGUGCCAGGCUUUGUGAAGAUGAUCGCACCAGAGGGGGCGUUAGUUUUCCAUGAAAAGGCCUGGAAUGCUUAUCCAUACUGCCGCACGAUUGUGACUAACGAAUACAUGAAAGAUGACUUCAUGAUUAAAAUUGAAACCUGGCAUAAACCUGACACGGGCUCUUUAGAGAAUGUACAUGAUCUGGAUCCCACCACAUGGAAGACGGUGGAAGUCGUGCAUAUCGAUAUAGCCGAUCGGUCUCAGGUUGAACCUGGAGAUUAUAAACAGGAUGAGGACCCAGCAAUCUUUCAAUCAGAGAAAACAGGCCGGGGACCUUUAGGACCGGAUUGGAAGAAAGAGCUCUUGGCUAAGCCGGAUGCCCCUCGUAUGUGUGCAUACAAACUAGUCACCGUCAAGUUCAAGUGGUGGGGCCUUCAAACCAAAAUAGAAAACUUCAUCCACAAGCAAGAGAAGAGAAUCUUCACCAACUUCCACCGUCAGCUCUUCUGUUGGAUUGACAACUGGGUGGAGCUCACCAUGGAGGACAUCCGCCGGAUGGAGGCGGAAACGCAGCGAGAGCUGGAGGAGCUUCGUAAAACUGGUCAAGUUCGAGGCACCAGUGCUGCUCACGAACAAUGAGGCUAAACUUCAAGAAUCCAACCACGACGACACUUGACGAAAGACAUCACCGCAACCAACCAAACCGGCCAGUGGCGGCGCCGCCGCCGUCCUCCACCAGCAGACUGCAGAAUGACACAGUGAUCAGUAGUACUGUACUCGCACACCUGCCGACAGGGUGGACACGCAUCACGCUCGACCUGUUUUUAGAUUCACGCAGGUUGAUCCUGUGACUUUUACCACUUUGUUAGAAACAUCAGAGUAUUGCUGUAUGGUUGUGUUAUUCUAUUUUAGAAACAAAACGGCUUAAUUUUGGCAGGCAUCGGACCAAUUCUUUGUGUUUUUGUUUGGUUUUAUCUGUUUGUAAUGGUUCAGAUCUUUAUUUUCUUGUCUGUGUUUAGUCUUUCCCCCAGAUGAAGCAUUUCUUUUGGUUCCUUAAAAAUCCUAAUCACGUUUUAAUUAGUAGAUUGUCAUUUGGUAUCAGCGUAGUCCUGCCUUUCUAAGUAAAAUUUGUGAUGCUACUGCACGGCAUGCACAUUUGUGCAAAAACACACGUCCACCUCGCAAAACCUUUUCCGCGAGUGGCUUUUGCAUGAGCUCAGGCAUGUUUUUAAGAGGGUCUUCAUGUUCUUAAGACACUUCGCGUGACGUAACCCCUCAGGACUCUUCAGGUUCUCCUCACCAAAAUCCAGACUAAUUACCAGAGCAAAUUGCCGCUGCUGCUUUUUCUUAUUUUUAAAGUCGCUUUAGGACAGGCAAAGUGCUUUUAUAUCGCUAAUCUACCUGUAACGCUCUCAGGGUUCCCACGGUCUUGGAAAAUCCUGGAGAUAUCAGGGAAAAAUUGUGAUUUCCAGGCCCGGAAAAGUCUCGGUUCGUAACAAGCUUGCAUACAUGAAAUAAUUUACCUCAGUAAAUUAUAGAAAAGCAAAAGAAGUCAUUUCACUAUCAAAGUUGCAAUGCACGUAAACCACGUUGAUGUUUAAAAGCUGAAGUGUGAUGAUUCUUGUAUUUGAUCUCUAAAGUUGUGAAUCUAAAUUGCCAUUUCUGAGGUGUAGCUACUUUUCCAGGUGGAUGAAUCUCUGGUUACUGACAUGCGAACAGUGACUCCUCUCUGGAAUCCUUGCGCACAUUAUGCAAAUGUUACUGGCGUUGUCAUGACAACAGAUUUAAAUUCGGUGUCACUACACAGGCACAGGCAGUAAGAGAUUCUACUGCACAAGUCUCAUGGUUUUAGUGUGCACUUGAAUCUUUAUUGACCAGUCCUGCAGCAUUUUUGCUUUUUAACAAAAACGGACAACCUGAAAUGUUCUACAAUCGACAUGCUGUCCCCAAAACCUUUCUUUAAUGAAAUCAUAAGGCAUAAAUUGAUUUAUUUGUAUAGUGAUUAUUGCAAUCUCUGCAAAAUGAUCGAUCAGAAUGUGUGGGAACCCUGAGCUCUGCACCUGAAUGUGUGUGUAGAUGCCUCAACAGACGCUUAGGACAAAGAGGAGAACUUUAUAAAUGCAUUUUAAAGAGCUUGAUAUUUGUAUAGUUUCUAUAUCGUACCAGGUCGGAGUCGCAGUCCUCCUCGUCUCUGGCCGUCCUGCACCAGCUCAGAUCAUCCAGCCUAGCAAAAAGAGUCUCUGCUGUUUGCACUUGACCCGCAGUGCAAGGCUGUUUUAUCUUCAUGUUUAUUAGUAACAGGUUUUUAACGUGUGCGGUUCUCUGUCCCGGUCGAGAGGAGACCGAUCUGAUUUUUAUCACAUAUUGUGGCCAGUGCAUUCGUUUUAAUAGUUGGGCUUUCAUGGACAGCUGACGGCCGGAGUUUGCGCAGUCGCACGCAAACCAGUGCCUGAUGUCUGCGUUGAAACAUGCGAUCCUGUCGCAUUGUGAUUGUCUGUAGUUAGAAUUGCACAUUUGUGAUAGUUUUCAAGCCUGAACGUGGUGUACAACACGUCUCUUCUUGAUUUGCGUGUUUUGUUUCUUAACGUCCCUCUCAUUUCAAGGUCCACGAAUGUUCACGCAAUCAUGCAACCCGUCAGGUUCGGCCUCAGCGGCACCUUUAUGGCAAUCGAGACGACGUUGUCACGUACCUGUGUUCCUCUUCUCAGAUCCGGAUGGGAGGACGUCAGGUUUUGAUUUUUGCUUUUUCUUAUGUUCUCUAGAUCAUAAUUGAGCAAUCAGUGCACUGACGUCUGUUCUGACAUACUGUCUCGAGUCUCACGGAUCAUGUGGUUUACUUUUGUACACGUACAUGGCUUUUAGGCUAGCGGGGACUGGGAUGGGCAAGGGUUUCAGAUAGAAUGAAUGAAUCAUUUUGUAAUCGAAGCAUAACUGCGCACUUGGAGAAUCUAUUUGGGGUUUUUUUUUUUUUUUUUUUUUUUCUUGGGGAAUUACACAGUGCUGUUUUUCUGUCUUUUUCUGAUUGUUUGUUUGAAAAUCAGGGGAAAUAUCAGUGAAUGUACAAUGGUGUGAUUUUAUUGUUUUUUUUUGUUUUGUUUUUCCUGCAGCUUUUGAAUUGGUUAUAAAUUUAACAGUUAACAGUAUAUCUAAUAAAUUUCGACACCAGUCAUUCUUGGUCUUUUAUUUUGAGUUUUAUUUUCACUGUGGAUUUGCAUGCUUUAAUGUGUUGCCUUUAGAUUCAAGUCGACAGAAGACCUGUAAGCAUGUGGUAAUUUUAAAAUGAAAGUAUUUAGGUCUGGAAAAUCAUUGAAAGGUAAUUUUAGGAUUAAAUAUUCAAUAAUAAUAAAAUAUUAGUCUGAAGGUGUUAGGAUCUUACAUGCUUUAUUUUAUUUCUGCAUCUGUAAUUUGUGGUCACAAAUGUCUAAAUGUGAAUUUCUUCUAGUUCUCAUCAGUGUUUGUUCCUGACAGGAGCACUAGAUGGCACUGUUCCGCUUUGCCAAAGAAACGGGGAACAAUUUCUUAUAAAGACCAGAGGGACCUACAAAAUAAGUCUUAUGGCUUUCCAUUUAUUAUCCUUUUAUUAGUUUAAUUUCUUCAGUCAUACCUAUCAAUAAAUGGCCACUUACAUUUCACCAUAAAACCUUUCAGUAGCCUAAUGGUUGUAUCAUGCCGUAGUGGGUUUGCAGGACACAGUCUAGGUUGUAGUAUAAGGGUUUUUAUUUCUACAAUUUUGUAAUCACUGUUCAUUAAAAAGCUUUUGUUGUAAAGAUAAAUAAUUUGACCCAUGCUGCAGCAGUGAGUUCUAAAAAUACAUCACAAUCACCGGUUACUUACAGGAAAUUAACCCUGAAGACACAUUCAUUAUCUCUGGCUGCCAUUCGUCACAGCUUGAAAAUGAAGCCUGUUUCAUGCAUCUGCUAAUUUACUAAUUAACUGCUGCAUAUUUACUACAGUAUCUGUGUAUAAAGGAAUAUAGCUGUUUUACAUAUGAAGGAUUUGGGAGUGACUGGAGAUUUACACUGAUUUGUAUUUAUUUCAUAUUGCAUUUAAACAUAAAUUGCUUAAAUGUAUAACUGUGUGUAAAUAGAUCUAGUAUUUCACACGUAGAACAAUUAAAUACCAUCU